This is a messenger RNA of Closterium sp. Naga37s-1, 5955 nucleotides long. NCBI's taxonomy places the organism in Eukaryota, Viridiplantae, Streptophyta, Zygnematophyceae, Desmidiales, Closteriaceae. The record is from the annotation of a GenBank genome assembly.
AUGGCAUUAGUAUUCAAGGCCACCGGAAGGAAUUCUGGCCGACCUCAGGCAUCCUCUUCCCCGUCUGCCAGCGCGAAGAAAGGCCGUUCCCCGCACGGCACCCCCGAGCAAUCCCCUGGCGGUGAAGCGCCUGAGUCUGCCCAGGCGACGAGUCAUCUCCGUUCCGCCGGCGCCACCGCCACGCCCGCGUUCUCCCCUCACAUGAAGCGCACUCCGUCCUCGCUGUCGGGCUCGCCGUUAGCGCCAAAGUAUGGCGGCGGAGCGUCGCCUACUUUGCCGGCCGCCGCUGGAAGGGCCGGCAAUCCGUCAAGCGCAGCAGCACGGCGUGGAGGAGCUGCAGCUGGAGGCGGCGAUGGCGGCGUCCGCGGCUCCCCAUCGCCGUUCUCGCUGCGUCGACCCGCUCUGAGUGCAAGCGGUAGCGCGGGAGGUAGCGCAGGACGAGAUGCUGGUGUUUCCUCCGGUGCUGCUGCUGCUGCUGCUGCUGCUGGUGGUGGCUCCGAGAGGGACGGAAGUGGGACGACGGACAGCAGUGUGGGGAGUGGGAUACUUACCGCUGCUGAUCUCUUGGCAUAUCGCGCUGCAUCAGUCUCAACGCGCAAAGGAUCGCUGCAUGGCGGUCAGAGUCGCUCCGCGCACCGCCAGCGCCACGACGACCAAAGUGCGCACGAGCACGGGCCUCGACACCGCCAGAAGAAAUCCCUGGAUGACCGUGAAUCGCUUUCAUUCCGUCACGGUUUCCGUCAUGCCGCGGGGCUAGACGGGAGCCCCAGCAGCAAUCGCGUGGCGCAGCCUUCAAAAGGGGCAGCAGCCGCUAAGUCGGCCCACAGGCCCGCUGCCGUGGCGGCGGCGACGGAUGCCGCGUCGAGUGCUGGGUCGGUGGCUUCUGACUCGUCCGACGUCAGCACCCCAGCCUCUGAGUCAGCCUCGGCCAGUCGUCGCGGCGGCCAUGCGAGCCCGCGUGCGAAGCCGAUGGUCGCUCGUCAGAAGUCGUCGCAGUCGCCAUGGAGGUCGCCGUCCGCGUCGUUCCCCUCUCCCCCUGCUGCACCCGCUGCCGCCUCGUCCGCAGGCGCAAAGUCAAGAGGCGAGGUGGGCGCGUCGCCGUUGUCAGCAAGAGCGCCGCAACAAGAGGCAGCCCGCGCCAUGAUGCUGCGCCGAUCACGGAGCUUCUCCACGUUCUCGCGAGCCCCUAGCGCUGCGCCUGCUGCGACUGGUGCGAUUGCUGGAGCUAGUUCCGCGGCCGGCAGCAACAGUGACGCGCAUUCCGCAUGCAACAGCGCUGCUUCUGCGUGCGCCUCUGGCGAUAAACGGAGCGAGAGGGAUGGCGGGGGAGGAAGCACGAGCACGAGGAACAAGCUUCUUCGAAGCCAGAGCGCCGAGGGCAGCUGCGACGUGCGCGGCGGGAGUGCGGCGCUGUAUGGUCGGGCGGGAGCCGCGAGCAGCAAGAGCAGCAGAGUCAAGGGAGCCCGUUCGCGUUACGGUCAUCCUCAACACGCGCAACAGCACCAUCUCGACGCGCCGUCGUCGGCUGGCAGUGCAGCCUCUGCGCGGCGAGAUGGAGCGGUUUGGAGCGUGGUGGACCCGCAGUCGGGGCUGGACGCGGAUUGGGGCUCGCUGGGAGGGUUUGCGGCCACGGGUGAUGCUCCCCGCACCGAUUCUCGGGCUGCUGCUUCUGCUCGCACAGCUCGUACCGCUCGUGUGGGUUCUGGUGCGAGUGAGCGCAGCGGCUCCACGCCUACUGGAAGCCGCCCCGCGCUUUCGAGGUCGCGAUCGGGAUUGAGUACGGGGGUGUUUCGCCGACUGUCGUUCUCGUGCGAGGGCGACGAGGCGACUGGCGAGAAGUGCGGGCUGGUCGCCGAGAGACACAGUGAGGAGGAGCAGGAGGGGGAAGGAGGGGAGGGGCAGGGUACGGGAAGAGUCAUCGCGAGGACGACUGCACUUGCUGCUUCGGAUUAUGAUGGGCUUUACGGGACGGGAAGGGUGGCGCGAGGCGGCAUGGCGUCGCGUGGGCUGGACUGCCAGUGGUGGGACAAGAUCCGAGACGAGCUCGACGCACUGCGCGCGUUGGUGGAGGAAUCCGCGAGCACUGCGGCCCGCUCGCACCCUGCUGCCACCACUGCUGCCGCUCCUCCACAAGCAUCGCCUAGGCAGGGUCGCCAGUCCCUGCGCCUACGUCGAGGCAUGUUGGUAGUACCAAGCACGAAGGAGGGGGGCGGGCAAGCACCAGCACUGCUUGCUGCUGAUGCUGGCGGUGGUGCGGCGCUUGAGUGGCUGGGGCGUGCGAGGCGCGAACUGGAGAGCAUGGUUGGAGGGCGAGGUGGGAGACGUGGCGUGGACUGUGGUGAUGGGGAACAUGCGCAGCGUGAUGGAACGCUACAAGGAUUGAAGUCGCAGGAGCGUUGCGUCGCCAGCAGCAGUGAUACGUCAGACGACUCCUCUUCCACCAGUGCCAACAGCUCAUUUGGUGGAACCACCGACACUGCAGUGACGGAUAAUGACGCUAACACCCUUGGUGAAGCAGGGGAGCUCGGCGAAUGUUCAGAGGCCGACAUUUUUAGUCUCCUUGCGACACAGUCGAAUCAGUUCAUCCGUCUGCCGGCCUUCUCCUGGGACGCCCUUGCUGAAGGGCCCUCUGCAGAGACCGCAACAGGGGCGGCAGCAGGCGAGACAAAGGAAGGAGCGGUGGAAGCAUCAGAAGGUGCGGCACGCGGCAGUGAGUCAGUGGACGUCGCCAGCUUACAGCAGGCCACACUCUCUGUGAGGAGCAUUUCAGCACACACCGCUCCACACGCCCACGCACACCUCCCUGCGCCUGCGCCUCCUGCUCUGCCUACCCCAGGGGUGCUGCCAUCGGCAGGGGGAUGGCUGGGCCGACCCAGAGGGAAGCCAAGCGGCGCUGGCUUGAUUGGUGCGAGGGCAGCGGGAGGAGGAGGGAAAAGAGCCGGGGAGGUGGUUCUUUUAGGGAGGGGGAAAGAGGAGCACUUGCAGAACCAUAUGGUGGUGAGUGAUUUGCUCAUUCGACGUUUCGCCCUUGGACUCUCAACGUUCCUCGUCCUUGCUGCUUGUAGGGAUUAUCCAAUCAUGGUUGGGGUUUCAUUUAUGUUGCGUGCUCUAUCCUCACCACCUACUCUCCUCCCACAUUCCCUCUCCUUCUCUGUAUCUCCCAUGUCCCGUCGCUUCGCUGCUACGAACAAUGAGCAGCGGUUCUGGGCGCGGGAGAGGGGGUACCUACACAUGCUGGGCCUGCCAUCCUCGCACCAAGGCGCUGCCAUGGGGCAUGCACAAGGCGUCAGUUUCACCAAUGAGCCUGACGAAGGCGUGGACGAGAGGCAAGCUGAUGGCUCUUUUGAGACUCAAUGCUUGGGAUUGAGCACUCACGGCCGUUCUGCGCCUCUGACCUGUGCUGUGGCGGGUGCGGGUGCUGCUUCUGAUGUCGCUUCGCAUGCUAGCCGCCCAUGCCAGGGUGCUUCCAUUCCCACUCCCAUGAGUGCAUCUCAGCGCUCCGGCUUAUCCUCUACCACCGUCCUCCCUCCUGCACCUCCUCCUCCGCGUCCCCCGAACUAUCUUCAACUUCAGCAGCAGCAUCGCAUGCCCUCUCGUGCCACCUCACGCCCUCCUGGCCUCUGCCCGUCUGCUGGGACCUCCCUGCUGCACCCAGCACUGCGCCACUCCAGGCUGGCAGGUGCUAGCCGUGUGCAGGGAGAGACUGCUGCUGCUGAUGCUGCUGUGGGGAAGAAUGCUGCUGAUGGUUUUCCUUCAACAGCAAGAGCAGCAGCAGGCGAAAUCCCUGCCCUGCACACCACGGUGGCAACACAGGGGGAUUGUGAGCAUGUGGGGAAGAGGAGGGACGAUGGGAGAGAAAAUGGGAGGGGCAUGGAGAGAUUGUGGGGGCAAGAAAGGGAGUGGGACAGGGUGAGCGAUAUGCGGGACCUGAAGCUGUAUGCUCCUCGUUUUAACCCCCUCUUUGAACCCAAUGGAAACUCAUGGGAGGGUGGCGAGAGCAGAAGUGAGCGCAGCACAAGAGAUGGUGUCAGGGAUGUGGGGGUAUGGCCAGAGCAGCAACAGGGGCGAGAGCAGGCACAGUUGAUGCGGAGGCACAAGAAGACAAGGGGCGUACUGGUAAAGAGGGGAGGUGACGCUGUGGAGGGUACAAAGGCCGAGGCCGGGCGUGCACAGGUGCAUGAUUGUGGAGUUGCUGUGAGCAGCUCGUGUGCUGAUGGUGAUGCUGCUCAUACUUGUAUUGUGGUGGACACACAGGAGGGUGGGUUGGUGGAGGACACGGGGAGCGAGGAAGAGAGUGUGGAUGCAGAGCGCAGUGCAGGGGAGGGCACGAGGCAGGAGGGCGGGGAAGGCGAGGUGCAGUUGGCAGCAGGUGACGGCAGUGGUGGCAGUGCAGGUGUGGGUGAUGGCGCUGUGGAGGACGUGCCCUGGCAGCAGCAGCAGGUGCAGGGGCAGCUUGGGGGUGAGGUGGAGGCGGCCCUUGCAGCGCGGGGCAGUGCGGUGGAAGGCAUGCACGGCGGUGAUGGCAGCAGCGAGGGACGCGGUGAGGAAGAGGCGCUGGGGUUGACGAGCAGGGGGAGUGAGGUGGUGCUGUUGGGGAGUGGAGAGGGAGGGGAUGGUUGGGGUGGUGGAGGGAGCAGGGGGGACGGCGACAUGUGGGGGGAUACGAUGCUUGGUAGCAGGGUGCAGCGAGGGAUGGGUCAUGGCAGUGGUGGUGGGAGCGGUGGGAGUUUCAUGGGUGGAUACGAGGCCAGUGGAAUCGUGUUCUUCUUCCUGCCCAUUCCCUAUUCUUCCCUCCCUAUUUUGACUUCGUCCUUUCCAACCAACCUUCCCUCUCCCCCGUUCCUCCUCCAACUGCUGCACCUCAAGCUGCUGGCGCAUGUGCGGGUGCCCUUGUCCGCGCUGCACGUGGUGCUGCUAGUGGCGCGCCCGUCCCUCCUGGCGCGCUGCCUCACUGCCCUCGCAGGGAUCAUCUGGGGGCCACGACCCUGGCGCUUGGGGGCACGCGAGGAUGGCGGGCGAGGGGAGAGCGGAAGGGGGGUUGGGAGGGGGAGGGCGGAUGGACAUGGUGGCAGCAUGGAGGGGGAGGAAGGGGGGCGCAGGGGUCAACUGCUCCUGUCAAACGGUCCAAGCACGGCACCAGGCGCACAGGCGACUGAACAAGCGAAGGGGCGGAUUGAGGGAGACGAUGAGGGUGAGAGGGAGGGAGAGGCAGGGGGACACAGAAACGUGCAAGAGCAGGUGCCUCUUGCAGCAACUCCUCCUCCCAUCACACCCGUUGCUUCCUCACCCAUGCCAUGCCUCCCUGCACCUGCUGCCACCACACUCACACACCAACCCUGCAUAACUCUCGGUCCCCUUGCUGAAAAUCCCGCAUUGGCUGUGGGUGACCCUCUCAUGGCUGUUGCACGCAACCCACCGUCUCCACCACUUGUUAUCCCAACACCACCAUCUUCAUUCGCGCCGUUGGCAGCAGAAGCUGCAGCAGCACCAGCUACAUCAGCACCUCGUCCAUUGCAACACCACCCUGAGAUCGAACCAGUGAACGAGGAGGAGCAGCAGCAGCACGAGCAGCAGCCACACCGGAUACAUCUCCAGCGUUUCCCUCCAGGCGCCCCCUCUCUUCCAUCGCACGCAUGCCAUCCUCUCCCCCACCUGCCCAUCGUGCUGCCGGCAUCAGCAUGUGCGCCGCACGUGGGUCUGGCACAGCACCUGAGCGUGGUGGCGUGGGAGCGCGUGCUGGCGGCCGUGGCGGAGGGCAGGCGUGUGGACGCCGCUCUCUGGAUGACCUGCCAGGCGCUCCUUGCUGCCACCCUCGCUGCUGGCUCCGUUCUUCCCAUCCCAGUGGUAGCGCUCCAAGCUGUUGACGGAGAAGCACAUGGGGAGCACGUGGGGAACACGUGGGGAGCACCUGGGGACCACGUGGGGACCAUGCGGGGGAGCAAUGGGGAGAUUUGA